GUGUGCGCUUUUACCAGCGCAUGCGCACUCUGUUAAAGAAGCCAAGACUUUGUGCUUCCUAUGAGUGGUUCUGAAUCUGGCCAUGGAUCCAAGUGCUGCCAAAGGAGAAAAAAACACACUCUCCGAGACCACGAGGGCAAAGAUUGAGAGGAACCGCCAGCGGGCUUUGAUGCUCAGGCAAGCUAGACUGGCGAACUGGCCCUACCCUUCUCCUGGCGAAGGCAGUUCAAAAGUUAAAGCACCUCCAAAGACAAUAGAUACAGGAGGAGGGUUUUUUCUGGAGGAGGAGGAAGAAGAGAAAAACCGACACCAGACUGAGAAAAUUGUGCAUCCCCCUGGGCCGGUAUUAGAAUUUGAUUAUCUAAUCUGCGAAGAAUGUGGGAAGGAAUUCAUGGACUCCUAUCUCAUGAACCAUUUUGACGUGGCAACAUGUGAUAAUUGCAGAGAUGUUGAAAACAAACAUAAACUCUUAACAAGGACUGAAGCAAAGCAAGAGUAUCUUCUGAAAGACUGUGAUUUGGACAAGAGAGAACCAAUGCUUAGAUUCAUUCUGAAGAAAAAUCCUCAUAAUCCACACUGGGGUGAUAUGAAACUUUAUUUAAAACUACAGGUAAUUAAGCGCUCCCUUGAAGUUUGGGGUAGUGAGGAAGCACUAGAAGAAGCUAAAGAAAACCGCCAAGAUAACAGAGAGAAGAUGAAACAGAAAAAAAUUGAUAAAAAAGUUAAAGAAUUACGGCGAGCUGUAAGAAGUAGUUUAUGGAAGAAAGACACAAGUAUCCACCAACAUGACUAUGGAACUGAAGAAAUGAUAGAUGAUGAUACGUACAGAAAGAUCUGCAGCACAUGUGGUCAUGAAUUAACCUAUGAAAAGAUGUAGAACGAUUUGGAUUUACAUUUGAUGCAUUUUUGUAUUCAAGUGUUUAUAUAAUUGAUAUGGCAUAUCAUAUAAUUGAUAUAGCAUAUUCUUUCUGGCCUACUUUGCAUAGCCUAACCAUUAUCCAGAAAUAAGAACUGAAAAUCUGGUAGAAAAGAGGCAUAAUAAUAAUCCUUUUAUAAAAAUGUUACAUUUAUUGAAUAAUAAAAAUAUUUAACUGUAUAUUUACACAGUUAAAUGCUUAUCUGUUA
Molecule: messenger RNA, 1125 nt
Organism: Protobothrops mucrosquamatus (brown spotted pit viper)
Lineage: Eukaryota; Metazoa; Chordata; Lepidosauria; Squamata; Viperidae
Product: DNA repair protein complementing XP-A cells homolog
Exons: 7
Coding region: 83-877 (264 amino acids)
Biological process (GO): base-excision repair; nucleotide-excision repair involved in interstrand cross-link repair; nucleotide-excision repair, DNA damage recognition
Cellular component (GO): nucleotide-excision repair factor 1 complex
Molecular function (GO): damaged DNA binding
Source: RefSeq, a predicted model, not a curated record